AGGCAGUCGGCCAUUCCACCUUGCCUCUCCUUCAUCGUCACCUCCCUCCUCCAACAUACUACCUCCUUUCGUCACUCCUCGUCCAAGAUGACAAAAUUCAUCGUCGUCAGCGGUGGUGUCAUCUCCGGUAUCGGAAAGGGUGUCAUCGCUUCUUCGACUGGUCUGUUGCUCAAGACACUCGGUCUGAGGGUGACUGCCAUCAAGAUCGACCCCUACAUGAACAUUGAUGCCGGGACAAUGGCCCCCACUGAGCACGGUGAAGUCUUCGUGCUGGAUGAUGGAGGAGAGGCAGAUCUCGAUCUCGGAAACUACGAGCGAUAUCUCGACGUCACCCUCAGCAAGGACAACAACAUAACAACCGGAAAGAUCUACCGCGAGGUCAUCGAGAAGGAGAGGCGCGGUGACUAUCUAGGCAAGACUGUGCAGAUUGUGCCGCACCUCACCAAUGCCAUUCAAGAUUGGUUGCUGAGAGUUGCUGCGCAGCCAGUCGACUCGACUGGUUUGGCUCCAGAGGUGUGCAUCGUUGAGCUGGGUGGUACCGUGGGUGACAUCGAGUCGGCGCCUUUUGUGGAGGCUCUGCGCCAAUUCCAAUUCAGGGUGGGGCAGGACAAUUUCGCCCUCGUCCAUGUCAGUUUGGUGCCUGUCAUCGGAGGAGAGCAGAAGACAAAGCCGACGCAGGCAGCCAUCAAGGACCUCAGAGGUCUUGGUUUGGUUCCGGACAUGAUCGCAUGUCGGUCGCCGGCUAAGCUGGAUCAAGCCGUCAUCAACAAGCUCUCGAUGUUCUGUCACGUUGCUCCUGAUCAGGUCUUGGGUGUACACGAUGUGGAAUCGACUUACCACGUUCCGCUGCUUUUGGAGCAGCAGGGUAUGGUCAAAUUCCUGGAGAAGCGGCUUGGCCUUGAGCUCAAGGGCAUGGAGGCAGCCAAGAAGGAGGUAGGACGGGAUCUAAGGCGGCGAUGGAGGGACCUGACAGCCACCCACGAUCGAAUGAUCGACACCGUUGAGAUUGUUCUGGUGGGCAAGUACACCUCGCUUCAAGAUUCAUACAUGUCGGUGAUCAAGUCUCUGGAGCACUCUGCUAUGCGAUGCCAUCGCAAGCUCAAGCUCAAGUGGGUCGAGGCUUCGGACUUGGAGCCUCAAACAGCCAGCGACAACCCGGUGCGCUACCACGAAGCUUGGCACUCGCUGUGCAGCGCAAAGGGUAUCUUGGUACCUGGAGGCUUCGGUGUCCGAGGAACAGAGGGUAUGAUUAGCGCCGCCAAGUGGGCCAGGGAGAAGCGGGUGCCAUAUCUCGGUAUCUGCCUUGGUUUCCAAAUAGCCGUCAUCGAGUUCGCCCGCAACGUUUGUGGCCUUACAGGUGCCAACUCGGCUGAAAUGGACCCCGACUGUCGCAACCCCGUCGUGGUGUACAUGCCGGAAGUGUCGAAGACACAAUUGGGUGGAACCAUGCGUCUGGGUCUGCGCCCGUCCGUCUUCUCAUCAAACAGCAAGUCGUGGUCUAAGAUCCGCACUCUCUACGGCGCCGGCGAGGCUUGCUGGGAGAGGCAUCGCCACCGAUACGAGAUCAACCCUGAGAUGGUAUCUCGACUAGAAGCUGGUAGCUCCCGCUCGAAUGGCUCGGAGCAGGCAAGCAGCAGUAUCGGUGGCAGGGCAGAAGUCACCUCGCCCGGUCUUGGCUACCCCGGAGCACCAGACACAGGUCUCCCCGUACGCGGCUUCCGCCGCACCUCUUCCUCGGCCUCUGCCUUCUCCACUCUAGCCCCAUCCGACACGUCACUCAACAGCGACGACUCCCUUGAGCCGGCCACGUCUCUCCGCUUCGUCGGCAAGUCCACUUCGGGAGCCCGUAUGCAGAUUCUAGAGCUGCAGGACCACCCAUACUUUGUCGGUAUGCAGGCCCACCCCGAAUUUGCCUCUAGGCCGCUCAACCCUUCGCCGCCUUUCCUCGGUCUGGUGGCAGCUGCUUCAGGUCUGGACGUGCUGGACGAGCAGCUCGCCAAUGGUCCAGAGUACAAGCCUCCGCACCCUACUUCGAUGAUGGUCCUCGGACAGGUGCAGGGAGAGGCCAAUGCGGCAGAAGAUGCAGCGAUGGCCAAGCUCAAGCCAAAGUCUUCUUCGCAACCUCGCUCCGUUAGUGGAAGAGGUGGAGCCGCUGCUGCUGCUGCUUCGGGUGGAUUGAACAUCCUCAUGGAAGAGGACGUGAAUGGUGCCUCUACACCCGUUGGUGCUAGGAGUCCUGCGCAAGGAGCGGGAGCCGAUCUGGACCCAGAGGCCCUGCCUCCUGGUACUGGUUCCCAGGUCAUCAAUGGAGCCAGCAGCCAUUAAGCGGGGAGUCCGAGAAGGGAAAGGGACGUAUUGCCAAUGUUUCUUGCCCUAUUUGCUCUGCUUGUAUCCAUCCAUCCUUGUUGCACUUGCCUGUCACUAGCCGCGGUACCCACUGUCAUCACAAUUUCUAUAUCAUCUGAUGUGUCCCGUGAAAUAUGCUUUGAUUGGUUGAAGGGGGAGAGA
Messenger RNA from Microstroma glucosiphilum, 2508 nucleotides. Its product is annotated as CTP synthase. Gene Ontology annotation, biological process: CTP biosynthetic process; pyrimidine nucleobase biosynthetic process. The transcript has 5 exons. Gene Ontology annotation, molecular function: identical protein binding; CTP synthase activity. The coding region runs from base 88 to 2325 and encodes 745 amino acids. Gene Ontology annotation, cellular component: cytoplasm; cytoophidium. The record is from RefSeq and is a predicted model, not a curated record. NCBI's taxonomy places the organism in Eukaryota, Fungi, Basidiomycota, Exobasidiomycetes, Microstromatales, Microstromataceae.